This is a messenger RNA of Ananas comosus (pineapple), 861 nucleotides long. RefSeq lists its product as uncharacterized. The coding region runs from base 1 to 861 and encodes 286 amino acids. The transcript has 7 exons. Gene Ontology annotation, cellular component: nucleus. Gene Ontology annotation, biological process: DNA recombination; DNA replication; DNA repair. Gene Ontology annotation, molecular function: DNA binding. The record is from RefSeq and is a predicted model, not a curated record. Lineage: Eukaryota; Viridiplantae; Streptophyta; Magnoliopsida; Poales; Bromeliaceae.
AUGACAAUCAAGAAGAGUCAAGGGCAGACGUUGCAGAAAGUUGGCCUCUACCUUCCAAAAUCGGGAAAUACAAUGCAGGCUACGAUUCGAAAACAUGAUGUAGAACAUUUUAAACAAAUACUUUCUGAAGGCAAUGUGUAUGUUAUUGAAAACUUCAAUGUCAUACCGAGUAGAGAUAAGUACCAAGUUGUCAACCGCAAGUAUAUGAUCCAAAUUAGUAACUGGACAAAUAUUGUUGAAAUCAAAGAUGAUGCAGCGUCAAUUCCAUUUCAUAUUUUUAGCUUCAUCAGUUUUGACAAUAUAAGAAACAAAAGGCACGAUGACGGUUGCCUUCUAGAUGUCCUUGGGAGCAUUGCAGCUAUUAGUCCUAUCUACUAUACAUAUGUUGGCCAGGAUCUAACUCCACUACGAAACUUAGAGAUGCAAAAUGCAGAGAGCGAUACUUUCUCUGUGACAUUAUGGAAUAAAUUUGUAUUAGACUUUGAUGAUCGUCAAAUUCAUGAAAACAAGGCUACUGGUCCAGUUGUAGUUGUUUUUGCAAGUAUGAGUGUGCGCAUUUACAAAGAAAAACUUCAGCUAUCGACAUAUUCAGCAUCAAGGUUUUAUAUUAAUUUACAUAUUCCAGAGGUUGCAACAUUUCAGGAUGCGCUACAACAGAGACAAAUGCCAGUUGGACCAAUUCAGUAUAUUGAGGUUGCAGAGCAAGCAAGCCUUACCCCUUAUGAACAAAUAUCUAGCAACCGUAAAACUAUUACUGAAUUGAUUAAAUUAGAUCCUAUAGAAAGCCAGUGUUAUAUGCAGAAUACAAAAUACACCUGCGAAGCAAAAUUAGUAAAAAUUGAUACAACGUAUGGUUGGUGA